Salvia miltiorrhiza (redroot sage) is the source of this 2043-nucleotide messenger RNA. Its product is annotated as AP-1 complex subunit mu-2. The record is from RefSeq and is a predicted model, not a curated record. The transcript has 11 exons. Gene Ontology annotation, cellular component: cytoplasmic vesicle; clathrin adaptor complex. The coding region runs from base 284 to 1570 and encodes 428 amino acids. NCBI's taxonomy places the organism in Eukaryota, Viridiplantae, Streptophyta, Magnoliopsida, Lamiales, Lamiaceae. Gene Ontology annotation, biological process: intracellular protein transport; vesicle-mediated transport.
UGAUUCCACCAAUUGGAAAUUUCUAACCUUUCGUCAUUUUUAGCUGAAUUUUGAUGGAAAAGGAGAAGAAGAUCGAGCUUAAAUAUUCUCCCAAAUCUCUCUCUCACACACUCCGACAGCAAUGACGCGGCCAUUUCACCCCUCAAUUUCCACAUAGUUGCGGGAUCAGCACCGGAUCUCGCCGCCAUUGAUUCCAGCAACUCGUGAUCUGCGGCUCUCGUAUGCAAUUGGACCGGAGGAAAUUGAGUUGGGGGGAAAAAAAUUCGACUGAUUCAGCGCAGAAAUGGCGGGAGCAGCAUCGGCGCUGUUCCUACUGGACAUUAAGGGUAGGGUUCUGGUGUGGCGGGACUACCGCGGAGACGUCUCCGCCUCUCAGGCCGAACGCUUCUUCGCUAAGCUAAUGGAGAAAGAGGGUGAUCCAGAGACUCAGGAUCCUGUUGUUUACGAUAAUGGUGUGACAUACAUGUUUAUACAACACAACAAUGUAUAUCUCAUGACUGCAUCUCGGCAGAACUGCAAUGCUGCUAGCCUUCUUUUAUUCCUACACCGAGUAGUUGAUGUCUUCAAGCACUACUUUGAAGAAUUAGAAGAGGAAUCUCUUAGAGAUAAUUUUGUUGUAGUGUAUGAGCUACUGGACGAAAUUAUGGACUUUGGCUACCCGCAAUAUACUGAAGCCAAGAUUCUCAGUGAGUUCAUAAAGACUGAUGCUUACAGGAUGGAAGUGGCACAGAGGCCUCCGAUGGCUGUCACAAAUGCAGUGUCAUGGCGCAGCGAAGGGAUACGCUACAAAAAGAAUGAAGUCUUUCUUGAUGUUGUGGAGAGUGUCAAUAUACUAGUCAAUAGUAAUGGCCAAAUAAUUAGGUCAGAUGUCGUCGGGGCACUAAAGAUGCGAACGUAUUUGAGUGGUAUGCCCGAGUGUAAGCUUGGACUAAAUGACAGAGUUUUGCUUGAGGCACAAGGGCGAGCUACUAAGGGAAAAGCCAUUGAUCUCGAUGACAUCAAAUUUCAUCAGUGUGUGCGCUUGGCCCGGUUCGAGAACGACAGAACCAUAUCCUUCAUACCUCCUGAUGGAUCGUUUGAUCUUAUGACUUACAGGCUCAGCACUCAGGUAAAGCCUCUAAUAUGGGUUGAAGCUCAGGUAGAAAGGCACUCUAGGAGCCGUAUAGAAUUUAUGGUAAAAGCCAGGAGCCAGUUCAAGGAGCGUAGCACUGCAACUAAUGUUGAAAUUGAGUUACCCGUGCCUCCUGAUGCUACCAAUCCAAAUGUUCGUACAUCAAUGGGAUCUGCUGCUUAUGCUCCAGAAAAUGAUUCACUAAUUUGGAAAAUAAAAUCUUUUCCAGGUGGCAAGGAAUAUAUGUUGAGAGCAGAGUUUAGGCUUCCCAGUAUCGCAUCAGAGGAAGCAGCUCCAGAAAGAAAGGCUCCUAUAAGGGUGAAAUUUGAAAUACCAUAUUUCACUGUUUCAGGAAUACAGGUCCGUUACUUGAAAAUCAUCGAAAAGAGUGGCUACCAGGCUCUCCCAUGGGUGAGGUAUAUAACAAUGGCUGGUGAAUACGAGCUUAGACUUAUUUGAUUGCAACCUCUCCGCACGAUAUGCUAGCCUGCCAUGCUCGAACUUCACUCGUAUCGACAGCCAUGCCCGUUUCAUGUGUCUCUAAGAAGUGGCUGUACAGCAAAUCAUUCAUCAAUUGGGAGUUGUUCCAUCUUGUUGCUGUUUGUAUCAUGGGAAUAUUUGUAAUCGUUAAUGUCACAUUGUUCAUUUGCUCAACCUUUUUCUCUUUCCCUAUCAAAGUGCAAGUUUUGGAUUGAAAAUACACUGUUACUCUGUAUAGGAGAAGCACUAAAUACUAAUCAGCUGGUCUUUGUACCUGGUUGUCGUUUGUGAGAAAUGUACUUCAACCUUCGGGGCUUUCGGGCGCGCAAUCUCUCGAGUUCGUGCCUCCGAUGCCCGACCCCGUCGUCGGACGGAUGUUGCAAGGUUGUUCCUGGUUGUGAUGGUGGUGUGUUUUUGCUUUCAAAAUGAUUAACAAGUUUGUCAAUUUUCCA